This is a messenger RNA of Fusarium fujikuroi IMI 58289, 3180 nucleotides long. Its product is annotated as probable galactose oxidase precursor. The transcript has a single exon. Gene Ontology annotation, molecular function: protein binding. The record is from RefSeq and is a predicted model, not a curated record. The coding region runs from base 1 to 3180 and encodes 1059 amino acids. NCBI's taxonomy places the organism in Eukaryota, Fungi, Ascomycota, Sordariomycetes, Hypocreales, Nectriaceae.
AUGAAGGUCGUUUAUGCCUUGUCGUUAUGCCUGGGCAUAGCUGAUGCUGUGGUGCUACCCGUCUUCUCAGCUCCCAAGGGUGGCUAUGCACUUCCUCGACCUGAUUCAGAUGACACAACGGAUACCUCAAAGACUCUAGCAGGAUCAUCAAAGACAAAUCUGAAUUCUGUACUACCUGUAUUUGGAAAUGCAAAGCCGAAGAGUGGAUUCCCAGCUUCUGCUUUGUCGCGAAGAGUUGAGCGAAUCGAGCAGACUUAUGGCUCUGGUGAUGAGUCUACAGAUGACUCUGAUUAUACGCCUACGGAGCCAUCUGAUGCUACUCCAUCAAGUGCGUCUCAUGACACACCCUCAGGCUCUUCAGGUGAUGUUCAAGAGGUGGUAUAUGCCGAGCCAUUCAUGCAACCCACUUAUGUCCGCUUCGGCCCAGCUCCUGUCGACAAGCCAGAAGUUGCUCCCAAGGCAAAGUCAAAGUCGAAGGAUACUGCGAGUGUAGCCAAACAAGGAGGAGACGACUCCUCCAGUUCUGGUGGACACAAGCAAAAGGGCAAGGAUAAGAACAAGGGCAAAGAUGACAAGGGACGACACAGCGGCGAUGACGACACUACAAAGUCUCGCAAGAAGCCUGAGGAUUCACCAAAGACAUCUUCCAGCAGUGCAACAGAUUCAGUGUCUGUUACUACCGCAAGCACAGCAGCCCCUACAAGCUCGCCUACGGGUAAUGACAAGGGCAAAGGCAAGGGAAAGGGAAAAGGAAAAGGCAAAGAGGAGGGUGGCAGACAUAAUGGAGAUGAUGAUGCUACCAAAUCUCGCACCAGAGUUGAUGACUCCAAGACUCGAUCGUCAGCAUCACCAACUGCUACUGCGUCUUCCAAAAAGGGAAGCUCUGGAAAGCACAGUGGCGACGACGAUGCUGGCAAGUCACGAGCCAAAGCUGAGGACUCCAAGAAGACCUCCAAGAAGGAGUCCAAGCCCUCCAAGAAAUCCUUUAUCACCCACCAAUCCGGCAAAACAUUUGAUGCCGACAGCACCAAAGGCGGCGGCAAAAACGGUCCCGGCUACAAUCCCUCCUUCGACAUCCCCAAGCUCAACAAGGGCUACGUCCAAGCCAUCCCCCCCAAAGCCAGCACCCUAAACAACAAGUUCAGCUCACGCGUGAAGCCCCGUCCCCAACUAAACGCAGAAAAGGUCCGUCCCCUUUCCUCCUCCUCCUCCCCCCUCAAGAGAGAUGCAAAAGAAAACAUACUGAGUCUCCGUGCAGCCGCGCCCUUCAACAGCGCCGCGAUCGACCGCAAAAAGUGGUCAGUGACGUGUGAUAGCGUGCACGAGGGGGAUGACUGCAAGAAUGCUAUCGAUGGGAACGGUGAUACCAUGUGGCAUACUCAGUGGGAGGGCAGUGAGCCUGCGCCGCCGCAUAGUAUCACUGUUGAUAUGAAGAAGAGCUACAACGUCAAUGGUAUUUCUAUGUUGCCGAGACAGGAUGGCUCGCAGAAUGGGUACAUUGCGCAGCAUCAGGUGUUCCUGAGCAAGGAUGGCAAGACUUGGGGUUCGCCUGUGGCGUAUGGGAAUUGGUAUAGUGACUGGACUGUCAAGUAUGCCAAUUUCGAUACACAGCCUGCGCGAUUUGUCAAGCUCGUUGCUCUCACUGAAGCAAAUGGCAAUCCUUGGACGAGCAUUGCAGAACUCAAUGCCUUCCAAGCAAACGACUACGUCCCUCCCCAAGCAUCGCAAGGCGCUUGGGGUCCUACCAUCAACUUCCCCAUCAUCCCCGUCGCCGGAACCGUUGACCCCAACACGGGCAAAGUCCUCGUCUGGUCAUCCUGGGCUAGAGAUACCAUGUCCGGUGGCCCCGGUGGCCUAACGCUUACUUCAACAUGGGAUCCAGCAACAGGCCAAGUCGCAGAGCGUCAAGUCACAGAGACAAACCAUGACAUGUUCUGCCCGGGCAUUUCCCUCGACGGAACCGGCCAACUCGUUGUUACAGGCGGUAACAACGCCGAGCGCACAAGUCUCUUCGAUCCCGUGCAGCAAGCGUGGGUAUCCGGGCCCAACAUGCAAGUCGCACGCGGGUAUCAAUCCUCCGCCACGACAUCUACGGGCAAAGUCUUCACCAUCGGCGGAUCGUGGAGCGGCGGCUCGUCUUUCAAGAACGGCGAGGUGUACGACCCGAAGAAGAAGACCUGGACGCUGCUAAACAAGGCUGAUGUGCAGAAGAUGCUCACGGAUGAUGCGCAGGGCUUGUUCCGCUCUGAUAACCACGCUUGGCUGUUUGGUUGGAAGAGCGGCACUGUGUUUCAGGCUGGGCCGAGUAAGAAUAUGAACUGGUACUACACUGAGAAGAAGAAUGGCGACGUCAAGACUGCGGGGCAGAGGGCUUCUGAUCGUGGUGUUGCGCCUGAUGCUAUGUGUGGCAACGCCAUCAUGUUCGACGCUGUCAAGGGCAAGAUCCUGACUCACGGUGGAACUCCGAAUUAUCAAGACUCGGACGCUACUACUGAUGCCCACAUCAUCACUGUCGGAAAUCCUGGUACAAACGUUACUGUUGCCUACGCGAGUGAGGGUCUCUUCUUUCCUCGUGUCUUUCACAGCUCUGUUGUUCUACCCAAUGGCAACGUCUUUAUUACGGGUGGUCAGGAAUACGCCAUCCCGUUUGAAGACUCAACGCCCCAAUUGCAACCCGAGAUGUACUAUCCCGACAAAGACGGCUUUGAGCUCAUGAAGCCCAAUAACAUCGUAAGGACAUAUCACAGUAUCGCCCUCCUCCUCCCUGAUGGACGAGUCUUCAACGGCGGUGGUGGUCUCUGCGGCGGAUGUGACACCAACCACUUCGACGCUCAGAUCUACACUCCCCCCUAUCUCUACGACGCAAAGGGCAAGUUGGCCACACGCCCCAAGAUCACCUCCGUGUCCGUGUCUUCCAUCAAGGUCGGAGGAACAGUCACUAUUCAAACGGGGGGAGCUAUCGUGCAGGCUUCGCUGGUGCGGUACGGAACGGCUACGCACACUGUUAACACUGACCAGCGCCGUAUUCCGUUGACGUUGGCUAACGCGGGGAAGAACUCGUAUUCGUUUCAGGUGCCUAGUGAUCCCGGUGUUGCGCUGCCGGGAUAUUGGAUGUUGUUUGUCAUGGAUAAGAAUGGAGUGCCGAGUGUGGCUUCUACGAUCAAGGUCACUGGUUCAUAG